Trichoderma virens Gv29-8 is the source of this 441-nucleotide messenger RNA. RefSeq lists its product as uncharacterized. The record is from RefSeq and is a predicted model, not a curated record. Bases 1 to 441 code for a protein of 146 amino acids. The transcript has 2 exons. NCBI's taxonomy places the organism in Eukaryota, Fungi, Ascomycota, Sordariomycetes, Hypocreales, Hypocreaceae.
AUGGUUUCCCUUCACUUCUUCCAAGUCGCCACUAUACUUCUGUCGGUAUCGGCUGAAACUGUAACAGUCACGUCUGAGAAGCUCUAUGAUGACCCAUUACGCCCUUUAAGCGAAGUCGCAUGUUGGAGGAAGAACACUGGAUUCAUGCCCAACUUGAAUUGGAAGCUUCAAAAAGACGCUGGUGCAUUCAUCGGCAUCCCUGCAAUCAAGGGGCCCGGUUCUGCUGCCUGCUUUUCUUGCUGGGAGGUCAAUUUCGAUGGCGUCAUGAAAUAUUUCUUGGCUCUUGACGGCACCAAAUCCGACUUUGUUUUGUCUGUGAAGGGUAUACAGUCUCUGACGAGCGAAGCGCAAGAGUUUGUAACCCUUGAUGCAAAUGCCACUGAGGUGGAUGUAUUGAACUGCGGGUUAUCGGUGUACGAGAUCCACGCAUACGAUUUCUAA